AAUCAAUCGUAAUGUUACACUUGACAAAAUAAAAUUUCAUUGACGAACUCUAUUGGUUACUUUCAUUGUAAUUGUUUAUACUAAUUGUAAAUAUUGUAAAAAUUAUUUUAAAGUACAUAAUUGUUCAUUGAAUUGACCGCUAAAUCGAUUUUGGUUGUAUAUAAUUAUAAGUAUUAUACUAUUAUCUAUCUCUUCUGCAUCUUAGUAUUUAUUACUACAUUAAAUAACUCACGUUAAAGAUCUACAAUUUGUACACUCACCUACAAGGGUUAUCAAAAAAAAAUAUCUAACUAGUUAAUUCGCUAUCUAUUUCCCUCUACAAAACCUUUAAUUAUUAGAAUAAGAUUUUACAUUGUUCACUGAUAAACAUAAUAUAAACGAUUAUUCGAUGAUUUAUAUUUUGUUGGUAAAAACGUAUGAUUUUUUUAUCAAUUGAAUUGUUUGAUUGCGAAUAAAAUAUUACCUAAAAAUCAUUUUAAACAUUUUCGUUUUUUUUAAUAUGUGAUUUACGGUGUGUACGAAAUACGAAGUUAAUUUAUUAUAUAUCCAAACUUUUGAGUAAGCAUGACUUUGCCAAAACAGGAAGAUGAACCGACUAAAUCGGUAGUGAAAAACGAAUUGAUUUUAGCCAAAACCAAUUUGAAAGGAGAUUGGCCGAAUAUUAUUUUAUUAUUAUUGUUUUACUUAAUGCAAGGGCUGCCACUAGGCUUAUACACUGCUAUUUCAAUUCUUCUACAAAACAAAAAAAAUAUAACUUACAAUGAUCAGGCUUUAUUUGGGAUGGCUACAUGGCCGUUUAGCCUAAAAUUAUUAUGGGCUCCUUUGGUAGAUUCAUUUUAUGUACGAAAAAUAGGUAGGCGCAAGUCUUGGCUCAUUCCAGUUCAGUUUUUAUUAGGAGCAUGCUUUUUUUAUAUGGCUAACAGUAUCGAUGACUUGUUACCUGAAAUGGGAAAACCAAACAUACUUAAGCUAACAGCUGUAGUUAUAUUAUGUACUUUCUUAGCUGCUACCCAAGAUAUAGUAGUGGAUGGUUGGGCAUUAAAUUUACUACAAAAAAACAAUGUGGGCUAUGCAUCUACAUGUGCUACAGUUGGUCAAGUAAUGGGUGCAACGUUGAGCGCCAUAUUCCUCAUUCUGUUUACAUCAGAGGACUUUAGUAAUAAGUAUUUAAGGAUAAUGCCUAGUGUAGGAGGAAUAAUGACUAUGAGAAGUUUAUUUCUGGUUUUGGCAAUUGUAUUUGUGGCAAUCACAGCAUUAAUUGCAAUUUUUAAAAACGAAAAAGAUUUCACAUUAGAGGAUAAUGAAAUUAAGCUUAAUACAUUUCAAAACUAUAUUCUUUUAUGGGACAUUUUUAAAUUACCCAGUAUUCGAAUAUUGGCAAUAGCAUUGUUGACAUGGAUGAUUGGAUUAUCUCCAAGUGAUGAAGUGGUGAACUUAAAACUUAUAGAUGUUGGUGUACCAAAAAAUAACAUUAUGAUUAUACAAACAGGAAUGAAUGUCAUGCAAAUUAUUAUACCAGUGAUUGCAGUAAAAUACACCACAGGUCCAAAACCAAUGAGCAUUUAUCUAAACAUUAUUCCCUUCAAAUUAUUUUGGAACUUCUCGUUUCUUAUAUUUGUUUAUUGUGCAUCAAAGCUACCAAAAAAUAACGGUGUCGUAGAUAUUCCAAUUUACUAUUAUGCGAUAUUAGUGUUGAUACAAUCAAUAAAUAUUAUCCAAUUUAAUAUAUUGAUAACAACUUUAGUAGCUUUUUAUUGUCGAAUAAGUGAUGAUCGUUUUGGUGGUACAUACAUGACUUUAUUGAACACUCUUUCAAAUUUAGGACGCCAAUUGGCAAAAACGGUUUUAUAUAGCUCAAUUGAUUUAUUAACAGUCAAAGAAUGCACAUUUGAUUCAAAAAAUAAUUGUUCUACUUCGCAUCUUCAAAAUGUGUGUAAAUCGAAUGGAGGGGAUUGUAUGACAAUAGUUAAUGGAUAUUACGUUGAAACAAUUGUAUUUACAAUUUUUGGAUUCAUCUGGUAUAGUAUUUUUAAAAAUAUAAUCAAACAACUGCAAUGUAAGAGUCCAUCUGAUUGGAAAGUUAAGAUGAAUAUUCAAGAACCAGAAAAUUACCUAAAUUCUUAAGUUUAAAAUUAUUUUUCUUUAUUACGUACAUAUUGAAAUAAAUAUAAAAAUAUUUUUAAUAAAUA
Molecule: messenger RNA, 2189 nt
Organism: Aphis gossypii (cotton aphid)
Lineage: Eukaryota; Metazoa; Arthropoda; Insecta; Hemiptera; Aphididae
Product: acetyl-coenzyme A transporter 1-like
Exons: 9
Coding region: 565-2124 (519 amino acids)
Cellular component (GO): membrane
Molecular function (GO): acetyl-CoA transmembrane transporter activity
Source: RefSeq, a predicted model, not a curated record